AUGGAGGGGCUGCUGAAUGAGCACGAGGAGACCGCGAGCUGGUUCCUCAUUCCUCUUAUGCUCGUCGUGAGGAAUGUCCUUGAAAACCCCUCGACACGAGGCUUCGACGCGUUCCCUCGAUUACCGCUUCCCUCCGAUGUUCUUGUAGCUGUCCUGUGGCACUCUUUCCCUCCCAAGCCGUGCGUCAACUGCGCCGACAAGUACGACGACGGCGUCAUGGCCUACGGCGGCUACGCCGACUACGUGCGCAUGCCGAGCGCUGCGACCGUGUUCUCUCCGCUGAAGCGCCAGAACGUCAAGGCUCGCGACCGCGUCGGUGUCAUUGGCAAUGCAGGCUUCGGUCGCUUGGCCAUCCAGUUCAUCCAUGCUCUUGGGGCUGCAUCUAUCUGA
Messenger RNA from Phytophthora sojae, 390 nucleotides. RefSeq lists its product as hypothetical. The transcript is spliced from 3 exons. Bases 1 to 390 code for a protein of 129 amino acids. The record is from RefSeq and is a predicted model, not a curated record. Lineage: Eukaryota; Oomycota; Peronosporomycetes; Peronosporales; Peronosporaceae.